Molecule: messenger RNA, 1305 nt
Organism: Aspergillus clavatus NRRL 1
Lineage: Eukaryota; Fungi; Ascomycota; Eurotiomycetes; Eurotiales; Aspergillaceae
Product: serine hydrolase domain-containing protein
Exons: 2
Coding region: 1-1305 (434 amino acids)
Source: RefSeq, a predicted model, not a curated record
AUGCCUUUGCAUCUCCAUCUUCUCUGGCUUUUCGCCAUCACUACUACUGUCACCUCAACUCGUCCCUCCGACACCCUUCGAUUCGGCUCUCCCGAGUCGGUUGGUCUCUUGUCGGCUCCCCUUCGCCAGCUUACUGGCAACAUCACUGGUUAUCAGCAGGCAGCCAACUAUGGCCCAUUUACCCAAAAUGAGGUGCAUCCGAUUGAGCCCUCUUCGGCCGUGAUAGUCAGCCAUGAUCACACCAUUGUCUCGCUCUCUGCCAGCGGAAUGAUGUCGCUCUAUGCCGACGCCAAUGGGACUGUACUCCCAGUCUCGCAGCAAUUGCCUGCGCGCACCAACACCAUCUACGAUCUGGCCAGUCUGACCAAGCUGUUCACGACUAUUGCAGCUCUGAGACAGAUCGACGCGGGAUCACUUGCCCUCAAUGCCACCGUGGCAUCCUACUUGCCUGGAUUCGCUGUCCAUGGGAAAGAAAGCAUCACCGUUCUCAUGCUGCUCACCCAUACCUCGGGCUUUGCUCCUGAUCCAGAGCCUCCGCUGUACGAUUCAGUAUACAGGACUGUUGCAGAACGAAAGGCCUCAAUUUUGGACCAGUCGCUGCAGAACAGCCCGGGGUCCACCUAUCUCUACUCGGAUCUCAACUUCAUGUCGUUGGCGCUGGUCCUCGAGCAUAUCACGCAUAAGAACCUGGAUGAGCUGGUGUACGGAUUCACGCAUCCGCUGGGGAUGCACGACACCUUCUUCAAUCGCGGCAACGUUGACGGUGCCGCGUUUGCCCCGUAUGCCCGCAUGGCGGCCGAGGAAUUCCAGAUCCAAGUCCUGGGAUCCAUGGAACCAAAGCGGCCCCAGCCAGUGCGUGGGACCGUUCAUGAUGAGAAUGCCUGGGCCUUGGACGGAGUAUCAGGGCAUGCCGGACUGUUCUCCACGGUGGAAGAUACAGCCAUCCUGUGCCAGAUGAUUCUCAACAACGGCACAUAUGGCGGCCAUCGCAUUCUGUCUCCGGAAGUGGUAGACUUGAUCUUCCACAACUUCAACGAAAGGUUCCCGGGAGAUGAGCAUGGUCUAGGCUUUGAGCUGAACCAGUACUAUACUGCGGGGCCUAUGGCAAGCCUUCAGACGGCUGGCCAUACUGGCUUCACAGGCACGACGCUGGUCAUCGACAGACCAUCCAACACCUUCUUCCUGCUGUUUGCAAACCGAGUCCAUCCCAAUCGCAACUGGUCGUCCAACAAUAUCGCCCGAGAGGCUCUGGGAUACUGGGUUGCCAAGUCCCUCGGUCGCGAUGUGCCAUUUCCUCCCUUGUAG